Molecule: messenger RNA, 2848 nt
Organism: Mustela lutreola (European mink)
Lineage: Eukaryota; Metazoa; Chordata; Mammalia; Carnivora; Mustelidae
Gene: TACR2
Product: tachykinin receptor 2
Exons: 5
Coding region: 570-1670 (366 amino acids)
Biological process (GO): G protein-coupled receptor signaling pathway; positive regulation of flagellated sperm motility
Cellular component (GO): sperm midpiece; plasma membrane
Molecular function (GO): substance K receptor activity
Source: RefSeq, a predicted model, not a curated record
AGAAUGGUGAGCGUGUCCCCGACCGCAGGCCAGCCUGCUCCUCAAAGCCUGGAGGAAAGCCCGCUGUGCUGUUGACCCGUGGAAUCCAAAGGCUGCUGCUGUGUGCUCAUCUGAUCCAGAACGUUUCCAAAAUGGAGGAGCCUGGGUUGGAGUCCUGGUUUGUUACCCACUUACUGAAUGAGCUGGGCUGGGGACGUCCCCUUUUGGAAUCUGUCCUUCGUUUCUGCAGGAAAAAAGUAGUUGAUUGAUGAUUGACAAUGAUGUUCCCUGCUCUGAAACUGUGUCUUGGAUUCUAGAGUUCCAUGGGACAUCUGAGAAGUCUGGCCAGGACAUGGGAGUCUGAAGGGUGAACGGCUCUGGACCCGAUGCUCUACUCAGCCCAGCUCGCCUUCACCUGAAGCUUGGGAGUGACCCCUGUCUCCCCGAGUGCCUGGCUUUGCACCUACUCCUCUCUCCCCCACAUACUCCCGCAGCCAAGAGGAUUUCUCUUCCGUAGCACAUCCAGGCAGGGCACCAGGGCUCAGGAGGAGAGAGGAAGCAGGCCACUUGUCCCAGACCCAGGGACAGCCAUGGGGGCCCAUGUCAUUGUGACUGACGCCAACAUCUCGUCCAGCCUUGAGAGCAACACCACGGGCGUCACAGCCUUCUCCAUGCCCAGCUGGCAGCUGGCACUGUGGGCCACCGCCUAUUUGGCCCUGGUGUUGGUGGCUGUGAUGGGCAAUGCCACAGUCAUCUGGAUCAUCCUGGCCCAUCAGAGAAUGCGCACAGUCACCAAUUACUUCAUUGUCAACCUGGCCCUGGCUGACCUGUGCAUGGCCACCUUCAACGCCCCCUUCAAUUUCGUCUACGCCAGCCACAACAUCUGGUACUUUGGCCGAGCUUUCUGCUACUUCCAGAACCUCUUCCCCAUCAUGGCCAUGUUCGUCAGCAUCUACUCCAUGACCGCUAUCGCCGCUGAAAGGUACGUGGCCAUUGUCCACCCCUUCCAGCCACGGCUCUCGGCCCUGGGCACCAGAGCGGUGAUCGCUGGCAUCUGGCUCCUGGCUCUGGCCCUCGCUUUCCCCCAGUGCUUCUACUCCACCAUCACCAUGGACCGAGGUGCCACCAAGUGUGUCGUGGUCUGGCCGGAGGACAACGGCCGCAAGACACUCCUUUUGUACCACCUCACGGUGAUCGUCCUUAUCUACGUGCUGCCUCUCGUGGUGAUGCUCCUCACCUACAGUGUCAUCGGCCUCAAGCUCUGGAGACGCGAGGUUCCCAAGCACCAAAUGCACGGCGCCGGCCUGCGCCACCUGCGGGCCAAGAGGAAGUUUGUGAAGACCAUGGUGCUGGUGGUGGUGACGUUUGCUAUCUGCUGGCUUCCCUACCACUUCUACUUCAUCUUGGGCAACUUCCAAGAGGACAUCUACUACCACAAGUUCAUCCAGCAGGUGUACCUGGCGCUCUUCUGGCUGGCCAUGAGCUCCACCAUGUACAAUCCCAUCAUUUACUGUUGCCUCAACCACCGGUUUCGCUCUGGAUUCCGGCUUGCUUUCCGCUGCUGCCCGUGGGUCACACCCAUUAAGGAGGAUAAGCUUGAGCUGACCCACACUCCAUCCCUUUCCAUGAGGGCCAACCGAUGUCACACUAAAGAGACUUUUUUCAUGGCCGGGGAUACCGCCCCCUCUUAGGCUACCAAUGGGCAGGCCAGGGGUCCCCAACAUGGGGUACCUGCUGAACCCUGAAGCCUUGUGCCUGGCACCCUUGGAGAAGUAGCCAGUGGAGAGGUCCAGUCUGAAAGUCUGACCCAUCCUCCAGCCUUCAGUACACCCGCGGAAAAACAAGAUGGGCCAGGAGCACGGCAAGUAGAUGUGAACUCUAAGAGGGCCCAGCCCCCUCUCUGAUGGGGCUUCACAUCAGCCAGUAACAGUCCAGGAAGACAGUGUGUGAGCGAACAGUUAUCUAAUCCAGGAGUCACAAGCUCAGACGCCUUCCUGGGGCAUACAACUCAAGGAGUGACUUCCAGCGCUGGGGUAACAGGGAACGGUAUGAAGUGGAGGGCGUACGCAUCUAAAGGGGACAGCAGCUGACCACCUCUGGACAAAGGUUGUCAUGAGGUAAUGGGCACCCACUGUUGCUAGAUCUUCCGGAUCCUUCCAGACACACCAGAAAUCCAAAUCUGUGAGCCUUCCAGACUUGUUACAUUUGGCUCACAUUUGUAUAAUUAUUGGUGAAACCAAACAGAACACAGCUGCGGACAGCACCCAGCCAUGAUACUGAUUUAGUAUUAGGCCAAAGACACGGGGAGGGAGCGGCUUAUUUUGGAAAGCUGUGAGUUGACCUGGGGCUUCUCUGCGUGGGCAUCUGAACUCAGACCCAGCUCAGUGUAGAAGGUGGAUAAAGAGUCAAAAGGAGUCUCGGUUGUGUUGCCUGGGCCAAGUCACUCUGAUUCUCCGCCUCUUCUACUCCCAGGGGCAAAACUGCCUCACAGGAAUGCUGUGAGGAAGACUGAAGUGAGGCCUGUAAACUAGCGUGGAGUGCUGAAGAACCAGCAGGCGUGAAUUUUAUCCCCACCAAGCCAGCCAUGCUACACAGAUGCCUCCAGGGCGCAAGCAGCAGUGGUCCCCCUCACUCCAGCAGCAAGAAGGUGGCGGGCAGGAAGCGACUCCGGCAGAGCUCCAGGCCUGGCCUGGUGCACCCCAAAGACACACUUCUCCCCACUUGCUGCCUCACCUCGCACGCCCCAUUGCUCCUCCAGAAGAACCACGUGACACUGUAAAUGCACAGCAAGAGAGUUUAAUGCUAGGUGCGCCCAGCACCCCCUCAGAGAUCACGGUGCCCAAUAAAGGGACUCUGGCCUUAAACCGCA